This is a messenger RNA of Lasiosphaeria miniovina, 222 nucleotides long. RefSeq lists its product as uncharacterized. The transcript has a single exon. The annotation marks the transcript as partial. The record is from RefSeq and is a predicted model, not a curated record. Gene Ontology annotation, molecular function: nucleic acid binding; zinc ion binding. Lineage: Eukaryota; Fungi; Ascomycota; Sordariomycetes; Sordariales; Lasiosphaeriaceae.
AAGGCCAACGACAAGAAGAAGUACAGGGGACCCUCGACUUCGUAUGGUACACACGCGGGACCUAUGGACAUUGGUACGGUUAGCACCAGACGUCCCGCGCCUCGCAGCAGCAAGGAAGGGUCAUGGACCCGGAAGCCGGUAACCUGCUACCGGUGCGGUAAGGAAGGACACUUCGCUCGAGACUGUCAGGGCACCCCGCUUCCCUCUUGGAAGCCGGUUCCG